GUUUGAUAGGUAUAAGCACAUGCGCAGACUCCUCCGACUCCUGCCCAUCCUUCAGCCCCUCGCGUUCCUCCCGAAACCGAUGGACUACAAAUCCCGGUAGACUUCCGGCACUUAGAGCUGAAUGCACGUGCGCUUACAGCUGCCCGCCGGAAGGACCGAGCCUGGCUGUGUUUAUCUCGUUGGAGACCCAGUCGGCAGUUGGCGGGCAACGGGUUCAAAGCUGCAGGCAGCGCGAGGACCCGCGGCCCCGCCCCGGCCCGGCCUGGCAGGUAGCAGAGGCAGCAGGCCGUGCCGGGGGGGCAUGUGGCUGUAACCAGUGGCCCAGGGGAUGUUACGCUGGACGGUGCACCUGGAGGGCGGGCCCCGCAGGGUGAACCAUGCUGCAGUGGCCGUCGGGCACCGGGUGUACUCCUUCGGGGGUUACUGCUCCGGCGAGGACUACGAGACGCUGCGUCAGAUUGAUGUACACAUUUUCAAUGCAGUGUCCUUGCGUUGGACAAAGCUGCCCCCGGUGAGGCCCGCCACCCGCGGGCAGGCUCCCGUGGUACCCUACAUGCGGUACGGACACUCCACCGUCCUCAUCGACGACACAGUCUUCCUUUGGGGUGGGCGGAAUGACACCGAAGGGGCCUGCAAUGUGCUUUAUGCUUUCGAUGUCAAUACUCACAAGUGGUCCACACCCCGAGUAGCAGGAACAGUUCCUGGGGCCCGGGACGGACAUUCGGCUUGUGUCCUGGGCAAGACCAUGUAUAUUUUCGGGGGCUACGAGCAGCUGGCGGACUGCUUUUCCAAUGACAUUCACAAGCUGGAUACCAGCACCAUGACAUGGACCCUGAUCUGUACAAAGGGCAACCCCGCACGCUGGAGGGACUUCCACUCGGCCACCAUGCUGGGCAAUCACAUGUAUGUCUUUGGGGGCCGUGCCGACCGUUUCGGGCCAUUCCACUCCAACAAUGAGAUUUACUGCAACCGCAUCCGCGUCUUUGACACGAGGACCGAGGCCUGGCUGGACUGUCCACCCACCCCGGUGCUGCCUGAGGGGCGCCGGAGCCACUCAGCCUUUGGCUACAAUGGGGAGCUGUACAUUUUUGGUGGCUAUAAUGCAAGGCUGAAUCGGCACUUCCAUGAUCUCUGGAAGUUUAACCCUGUGUCAUUUACCUGGAAGAAGAUUGAACCGAAGGGGAAGGGGCCGUGUCCCCGCCGGCGCCAGUGCUGCUGUAUUGUUGGUGACAAGAUUGUUCUCUUUGGGGGUACCAGUCCGUCUCCUGAGGAAGGCCUGGGAGAUGAAUUUGACCUUAUAGAUCAUUCUGACUUACACAUUUUGGACUUUAGCACUUCUGACAUGUCAUUUGAGGAGCUGUUGGAAUUGCAGAGCCAAGUGGGGACUAAGACAUACAAACAAUUGGUAACUGGAAACAGCACUAAGAAGCAAAGUUCUAGACCACCUGUCCAAAAAGCAUGUGUGGCCGAUAAGCACAGGCCUCUGGAAAUGUCAGCCAAGGUCCGUGUGCCAUUUUUGCGUCAAGUUGUCCCCAUCAGUAAGAAGGUAGCCCGCGACCCGCGCUUUGAUGAUCUGUCAGGGGAAUAUAAUCCUGAGGUGUUUGAUAAAACGUAUCAGUUCCUAAAUGACAUCCGAGCCAGAGAGAAAGAGCUUGUGAAAAAACAGUUGAAGAAGCGCCGCUCAGGGGAGGAGCAUGAGAAACUGCAGCAGCUGCUUCAGCGCAUGGAGCAGCAAGACAUGGCACAGCAGGAGCGAAAGCGGCAGCAGGAGCUGCGCCUGGCCCUGAAGCAGGAGCGGCGGGCUCAGGCCCAGCAGGGCCAUCGGCCGUACUUCCUGAAGAAAUCUGAGCAGCGCCAAUUGGUCCUAGCUGAGAAGUUCAAGGAGCUGAAACGCAGCAAGAAGCUCGAGAGCUUCUUGAGUCGAAAGAGACGCCGAAAUGCAGGCAAGGACAGAAGACAUCUCCCUUUGAGCAAAGAGUAAUAAGAAAACGUCCUCAGCUCUUCUGCUGCCCCAGCAAGAAAUGCAGCUCCCGGGACACAUUUGGGCUGGGCCUGUUCUGGUCCUUUCCCACUCAAGGGCAAGGCUCACAGCUGCCUUGGAACUAGAUUGGCUCAGAGAUGACUGAGAGGGUCUGGGAUGCCCCAGGGCUGGACGAGAAGAGCAGUUCAGCCUUGUGCCGCAACGCACUUCCUCUCCUUGGAUCUGGUUCACCGUGUCCUCCUGUCCUUCUCCCACUUGCCUUGAGACAGUGAUUCUGGUAUAGAAGGAAAAGGACCAGUGAGUGACACUGAGGCCGGUUGAAGGCCAUAGGGUCUGCGAGUGGCUCCCAGGACUGAGUCUAUGUGGGAGCCAGUUCAUAAACACUCUUGUCACUCA
Molecule: messenger RNA, 2377 nt
Organism: Phacochoerus africanus (Common warthog)
Lineage: Eukaryota; Metazoa; Chordata; Mammalia; Artiodactyla; Suidae
Gene: KLHDC3
Product: kelch domain containing 3
Exons: 15
Coding region: 329-1981 (550 amino acids)
Biological process (GO): maturation of SSU-rRNA from tricistronic rRNA transcript (SSU-rRNA, 5.8S rRNA, LSU-rRNA)
Cellular component (GO): 90S preribosome; nucleolus; cytoplasm
Molecular function (GO): protein binding; chromatin binding
Source: RefSeq, a predicted model, not a curated record